AUGCCUCCUCGACUGUUACCGUCCAGCAGUUCAAUCUGCUGCAGAACCACGUCUCCUGCACCCGUGGGCUAUCUGACUGCCUGCUUGGCGGGCCUAACGAUUCAGCAAACUCGCAAUGCAUCCAUCCUCGGCAGUCUCGCCAACAACAAGGGUGCCGUCCACAUCAAGAAGCGAGUAGGUCGAGGGCCUUCGUCUGGCCACGGCAAGACAUCCGGACGAGGUCACAAGGGCCAAAAGCAGCACGGCAAAGUGAACGCCUGGUUUCAGGGUGGCCAAACGCCGUUGGUUGUGAAGCAUGGACGGAUGGGCUUUACGAAUCUGCGGGCGCCCAAAAUGUCCGAGGUAAACCUCGAUCAGAUUCAGGAAUGGAUUAACCAGGGCCGACUCGAUGCUACGAAGCAGAUCACGCCCAAGGAGCUCAUCCAGAGCAAACUGGUGGGCAGCGUCAAGGACGGCGUCAAGAUUCUCUCCCGCGGGUCCGAAUGCCUCAAACAGCCCAUCGAUGUCAUGGUUUCGCGGGCCUCGGCUGGCGCGAUUGCCGCCGUUGAGGCGGCGGGCGGAAAAGUCACGACGAGGUACUACACAAAAUUGGCGAUUCAGCGACUGCUGCGAGGCGAAUCCGUCAACACGGAUAUGCCCCUCCCCGUGGGCAAGGAGCAUGUCGAUACUGUGCUCGCAGAGGCCAGGAACGCGCCGUUCCGGUAUAGACUGCCCGACCCGACCAGCCGUCGCGAUAUCGAGUACUACCGAGACCCAGCACACAGAGGAUAUCUGAGUUACCAGCUGACUGCUGGACAAUCGCCCAGUUUAUACUUCAAGGUGCCUGGGGAGCGUAAGAUCAAGAGCGCAGCCAAGGCGGAGAAGAAGGCAACGGAAGAGACCUUGUGGUAG
Metarhizium brunneum ARSEF 3297 is the source of this 891-nucleotide messenger RNA. It is a transcript of the gene MRPL10, whose product is annotated as mitochondrial 54S ribosomal protein uL15m. The record is from RefSeq and is a predicted model, not a curated record. Gene Ontology annotation, molecular function: structural constituent of ribosome. Lineage: Eukaryota; Fungi; Ascomycota; Sordariomycetes; Hypocreales; Clavicipitaceae. Gene Ontology annotation, biological process: translation. Gene Ontology annotation, cellular component: mitochondrial large ribosomal subunit.